UACUCAUGCAUGAGGAUUUUUUGAACGAAAAAAUACAGCUUGGUUAGUGAAUGAUAUACCGACAAAGUUGUGGAAAAACUUUUUCAGAAUCAAUAUUUUAGCGUAAAAUAUAAAAGUACAUUAGCAAAGAUGAGUGUCGAGGAAGAGGUUUUCAAAAUACAAAGGAAAAUGCAAAAAAUUACAUCCAAUGAUGGUACGGGACAAGAUCAAGCACUGGAUCUACUGAAAUCAUUGCAAGCUCUCAACAUCAAUUUGGAAAUAUUAACUAAAACACGCAUUGGUAUAACUGUUAAUGAACUGCUCCAGAGUAGCAAAGAUGAGGAAGUAAAAGCAUUAGCUAAAACGCUUAUCGAAGAUUUCGGCUGUGCUUUCCUUUUCUACCACGACGAUACAUUUGCUUAUAAUGUCUAAGUGCGUGGACCGAAUUUAAAUAUAAAGCUAGAUAUACAUGAGGCAACUGUUGA
Molecule: messenger RNA, 464 nt
Organism: Anastrepha obliqua
Lineage: Eukaryota; Metazoa; Arthropoda; Insecta; Diptera; Tephritidae
Product: transcription elongation factor S-II-like
Exons: 2
Coding region: 130-411 (93 amino acids)
Cellular component (GO): nucleus
Source: RefSeq, a predicted model, not a curated record